GUUCCGGUUUAGACGCCUGGGAAGCUAGCUAGCUACUUCGAUACAGGUUUCAGUAAGAUACUUAACGAAUUAACGUAUAUGCCGACAUUUAUGUUUGUAUGUAUUCACAAAUUAUCUUUAAAAAAAUGCUAACGUGAGAGGAAGGUAGCUAGCUGACGUUAGCUUUGCUAGCUCAGCCAGUGUCGGUUUCAAGUAAAUGUAAACAGCAACGUUAUGCUUUUAAUAACUUAAAUGACCUUUCCCAGUAGCCUAAUAUUGAAUCCAUAUUCCCUAGAUUGCUUCUUUGACCCAUCAUCUCUUCACUGGCAACUUUCUCAACAGAGAUUAGAUACGUCUACGUUCCAGCAUGUCUCACAACUACUCCUACAGACGACCACAACCAGCUAAAGAUCUAAGAGAUAGCUCUUUCGACUCUCCAGAUCACCUGCACCCUGGAGACCACAGUGACAAUGUUUACAGAUCGUCUCAGGAGCCACCAUCUCAUUGCACAAUACCAUCCUACCCAUACUCCUCAUCCAGAGCCUCCGCUGCCACCGAGUCCCCUUACUCCUCCUCACUAAACAGGUCAGACCAAACUCUCUUGAGCAGCUGUGGGCUCGAGCCCAAAGACUUGUCUCUACUAGCCGAGAUGCCUGAGGAUCUCAACAACGUGGAGAACCUACCACAUCUGGUCCUGGAGAUCAAGAAGAAGAGGGCGACACAGCAGUCGCCAUAUCCAGCUAUGAUCUCUUACCCUCUUGCUGCCACAUCUCGUCCCCCCUCUGCUACCCCGCCUCCAGGCCGUGUGUGGGAGCAGGGUGACCGGAGUCGUUCUCAACAAUUAGACUACCCGUUGGACAUCCACCCCUCUCUUCCCCCUUCCCAACUUCUUCCCACAGAACAGGCUGAGCCCUGGCAACUAGAUCAGCAUGGCAACUCGAUGCAGUACACACGCUCUCGCCUAGAACCUGUGCCUGUCCGAGUUGUGGACUACCACUAUGGUAAAGAAACUCCCAGAAGUUACCAAACUCCUAGGUCCACUUACAGCACGGCCCAAGGAGGAAGCAGCAACAGCUGGAAACCCCCCAACUCAUCCCAACCAGCAGUAGAUUACAGGUACUCACCACCACCGACUACAGACUACAGACCACGCCCAGACCAAGAUGUCCCAGUUGUCACAAUCAAGAUGGCCACCUCUGGCAACACUCCCACCAAGAAGGCUGCUCUUGACUUCCACGGAGAAAUCCCCAAAACGUUUCCUCAUUCGUGCUCUCUCUGUAAUAUUACCGUGCUCUCUGAAAAGUACUGGUUCCCACAUGCCAAUGGAACUCAACAUGCAGAGGGACAGCUCACACUUCUUAAAAUGUAUCCUGAGUGGGAUUGCCAGAUGCAGACCACCAGAAAUGGUGAUGAGACCGAAGAAGAGACAAAGAGACCGAAGAAACCGAAGAAGAGAAGAAAAGAGAAGACUGGUGGACCUUCCCAUAGGUUGAUUAACUACUUGGGUAAACCGUCAAGUAGCGGCUCUAGAGAAAGCAAAGACCCUAAGACAAAGGUUACUAAGAGGAGUGGCAAAGUGGUUUGUGCCAAAUUUUCCGCCCGGUGUCUCAACGAAGAUGGUUUGAAGGACCUGAUUAAACCGUUUGGGGAAGUUGUGAAAAUCAUCAUGUUCCCUGCUUUGCUUCAGGCGUUUGUGGAGAUGGGCUCAAAGGACCAGGCUGCCGAUAUUGUGACAUACUACCUCAGUAACCCAGUGAUGGUGAAAGGAGGACAAGUCACCUUCUCUGUCUCUUCAACAUUUAAUUUCCUGCAGAGUUCCCGGGUGUUGCGUUUUUCCCCUGUGCCUUCUGGCAAAGAGUCUGCCGCGUGGAAGAGAGAGUUACUGGCCGUAGCUGAAGGAUUUGGACCUGUAAAGCGCACUCUAUUCUUACCCACGCAGGCAUUUGUGGAAAUGACAAAUGCACUAGAUGCACAGAAGCUGGUUGGACACCAUACGUCUAAACACCUGAAAAUAGAUGAGAUACAUAUUAAAGUGGCCUUCUCUUCAGAGUAUAAUACACUUCGGACCAUAUCUGACAGGAAGUCUUCAGACAGGAAGUCUCCAGACAGGAGCAGGAAUUCUGAAGACCGAUCUAAGAGGAAGAGAACCCCAAGCCACAGAAGGCAGUCCCUCAGCCCCAGGAGAGAUUCCCCAACCACCUCAAAAAGGAGGAGGAGUAGAGAGAGGGAUAGCGACCAUCACAAAGAACGAGUGAAAUCAAACUGUGGGGGUAAAGGCAGUCCAAGGUCUCCCAGCAAACAAAGUUCCAGCCGGUCAUCCGGAAGCCCUCGCAGGCCAAGGUCCCCCAGCAAACAGAGCUCCAGCCGGUCUUCCAGAAGCCCUCGCAGGCCAAGAUCCCCCAGCAAACAGAGCUCCAGCCGGUCUUCCAGAAGCCCUCGCAGGCCAAGAUCCCCCAGCAAACAGAGCUCCAGCCGGUCUUCCAGAAGCUCUCGCAGGCCAAGAUCCCCAAGCAAACAGAGCUCCAGCCGGUCUUCCAGAAGCCCUCGCAGGCCAAGGUCCCCCAGCAAACAGCGCUCCAGCCGGUCUUCCAGAAGCCCUCGCAGGCCAAGGUCCCCCAGCAAACAGAGCUCCAGCCGGUCUUCCAGAAGCCCUCGCAGGCCAAGGUCCCCCAGCAAACAGAGCUCCAGCCAGACCUCCAGAAGACCUCGCUCCCAUACUAAAGAGAGGGUCUCCAGUGAGAAGAAGACCCCAGGUUCUGGUAAAACAGACCCCAAGAAGGACAAGGUAUCUCCCAGUUCCACUCGCUCACAACCUCCCACCAAGGAUAAGACCCCAUCCCUGUCCUCCACUGUGAUGGAGAAGUCCGAAGAGGCUGUCGACAAGACUGACCAGAGCAAGAAAAAAACUGAGACUCGGGAGGAUGGAGCCACGGAGGCCUGUGAUAUGGACAGUGACAUCGAGGGGAUGGCCGUGUAUGGGGAGGAUGGGGAGAAGAACUCUGACAUGGGCGAGGAGGAAGAGGAAGAGGGGCAAGUAGGGGAGAAAGAGGGAGAGGUAGGAGAGGCAGAAGUAGUGGAGGAAGAGGGAGAGGGAGAGGUAGGGGAGAAACAGGAAGAGGGGCAAGUAGUGGAGGAAGAGGAAGAGGUAGAGGAGGAAGAGAAGGGAGAGAAACAGCAGGAGAGUGCUGAGGACUUGAUCCAAGAGCUCUCAGCUACCGGAUCAGAACAGGGGAAAGCGUUCUCAGCUACCGGAUCAGAACAGGGGAAAGCGUUCUCAGCUACCGGAUCAGAACAGGGGAAAGCGUUCUCAGCUACCGGAUCAGAACAGGGGAAAGCGUUCUCAGCUACCGGAUCAGAACAGGGGAAAGCGUUCUCAGCUACCGGAUCAGAACAGGGGAAAGCGUUCUCAGCUACCGGAUCAGAACAGGGGAAAGCGUUCUCAGCUACCGGAUCAGAACAGGGGAAAGCAUUCUCAGCUACCGGAUCAGAACAGGGGAAAGCAUUCUCAGCUACCGGAUCAGAACAGGGGAAAGCGUUCUCAGCUACCGGAUCAGAACAGGGGAAAGCGUUCUCAGCUACCGGAUCAGAACAGGGGAAAGCGUUCUCAGCUACCGGAUCAGAACAGGGGAAAGCGUUCUCAGCUACCGGAUCAGAACAGGGGAAAGCGUUCUCAGCUACCGGAUCAGAACAGGGGAAAGCGUUCUCAGCUACCGGAUCAGAACAGGGGAAAGCGUUCUCAGCUACCGGAUCAGAACAGGGGAAAGCGUUCUCAGCUACCGGAUCAGAACAGGGGAAAGCGUUCUCAGCUACCGGAUCAGAACAGGGGAAAAAGAGAGAUGAUGAAGACCAGAAAGCAGAUGCUUCAUAUGUUGAUGAGGAGGAGCAUGAUUUCCCAGAGGGCCAUGAGAACCCUAUCACUUUGGAUGACCUAGAGCAGGAUUCGUCAGCUGAUGACCAAGAUAACCAGUCAACAGAUGAGCCCAAGAGCAGGUCCAAGAGCAGGUCCAAGAGCAGGUCCAAGAGCAGGUCCAAGAGCAGGUCCAAGAGCAGGUCCAAGAGAAGGUCCAAGAGAAGGUCCAAGAGCAGGUCCGAGAGCAAGUACUCAGGACGUGAUCAGACACCUGGUAGAGUGAUCUACGUCAGAAACCUUCCCAAAGGCUUCUAUACAGAGAAGGACUUCCUGAAGAUUGUUAAAGGCUUUGGGAGAGUGCACUGCUAUUAUCUCCAUCGCAGUGGUGUAGAGGGCUUCAUUGAGAUGGAGAGUUCUUCUGAUGCGACAAAGGCUUUAAGAGAGCUGCGUUACUAUGGCUAUAAAUUAUACGACCAGUACGUGGUGGCCUCGCGGUCUGAUAAAUACAGAAGACUAAUAUCAGGGUUGAAACCUGAAUCAGACUCUGAUUCUGAAAGUGAUCUGAAGAAAGAUCACAGGAAUACUAGAAGCACCAGGAGCAGGAUAAGGGGAUGGACCAGCAGUCACUCAAAGUCAGCAGCUAAGGACGAGGAGACGAAAGAGGAGGACGAGGAGACGAAAGAGGAGGACGAGGAGACGAAAGAGGAGGACGAGGAGACGAAAGAGGAGGACGAGGAGACACGGACGAGGAGACGGACGAGGAGACGGACGAGGAGACGGACGAAAGAGGCGGACGAGGAGACGAAAGAGGCGGACGAGGAGACGAAAGAGGCGGACGAGGAGACGAAAGAGGCGGACGAGGAGACGAAAGAGGCGGACGAGGAGACGAAAGAGGCGGACGAGGAGACGGACGAGGAGACGAAAGAGGAGGACGAGGAGACGGACGAGGAGACGAAAGAGACGGACGAGGAGACGAAAGAGGAGUACGAGGAGACGAAAGAGGAGUACGAGGAAACGGACGAGGAGACGAAAGAAGAGGACGAGGAGACGAAAGAGGAGGACGAGGAGACGAAAGAGGAGGAUGAGGAGACGGCACGACAAGUACACUCCGAACAGCGUAGUAAACAAUCGUCUGAUCCAGCUAAACACUUUCACAUGGACAGAGGAGCGUCUAAAUUGAAUACUGACAAAUUCUCCAACAGUGAAGACCAAAGCAAGGCCUCUGUCUCUGCUGCUGAGGAUGAGAAGCGGGCCUGUAGCACCGAGGACAAUGUAGAAACCAAGAUGGAGGAUAAUGUGGAAAUAGGACCAGAUUACGUGAAGACUGGUAUGGAGUCAUCAUUCCAGCCCAACAACCCAGUGGGAACGGAAUUCAUUCAACCUGUCAUGGGCUACUUCUGCAACCUGUGUCAAGCCAUUUAUGUCAAUGAGGACGAAGCAAAGUACCAACACUGCAGCAGCCUCUGUCACUAUCUGAAGUUUAUGGAACAUUCAGGUAAAGACAAAGCCUCUAGCUAA
Messenger RNA from Salvelinus namaycush (lake trout), 5347 nucleotides. Its product is annotated as transcriptional regulator ATRX-like. The record is from RefSeq and is a predicted model, not a curated record. Gene Ontology annotation, molecular function: RNA binding. The transcript is spliced from 19 exons. NCBI's taxonomy places the organism in Eukaryota, Metazoa, Chordata, Actinopteri, Salmoniformes, Salmonidae. Bases 347 to 5347 code for a protein of 1666 amino acids.